Molecule: messenger RNA, 1947 nt
Organism: Diplodia corticola
Lineage: Eukaryota; Fungi; Ascomycota; Dothideomycetes; Botryosphaeriales; Botryosphaeriaceae
Product: px domain containing protein
Exons: 4
Coding region: 1-1947 (648 amino acids)
Molecular function (GO): phosphatidylinositol binding
Source: RefSeq, a predicted model, not a curated record
AUGGCCGCCAGCCCAGAGCUCUCGCCCGCCCAGGCCCAUGCUCUGUUCGACAUCCUGACCCACCAGGAGGUCUACGGCGAAAUCGAAAAUUUCAAAUGGCCCGACGCCAUCCACCGCUAUGGUCACCCUUUUCGUAAGGACCACGCCCAGCCUUGCACCUCGCCCGUCCUGCAGUCGCUACUCAACAAGUUCGCCCUCACUCUGCCUGGUCUCUCCAGUGUCGCCGACGUCUUCUGGCAGGAGCGCAUCCAGACCAUCGUCGAGAAACUCGGCGCUGCAGACCUUUCCGAGAGCUAUGACAAGGGCUCCGUCGGCCUGCGCAAGACCCUGGCAACCGCCAUUUCCGCCUUGAUUGAGUAUCCUGCAAAGGGCGCCCUGGGCGGCUUUCCCAUGAAAGACGUCCAGCCCGGCCGCCACUAUGACAUGUCCAGCCCCGACGACGUGAUGCACGCCUGGGAUGCCUUCCUCCAACAGCUAGUCUACGGCGGCAUGAUCGACGAGCUGUUUACCAAGUGCGCAGAGACCGACAGGAUCGACCAGCACUCGUCCCUGGUCCAAGCAGCCCACGAGUUCAUCCUCGUCAACCUUGCCUCUAUCAUGCACCACAUCCUUGUCACCUCGCCAGACGGCCAGGCACUCCUGCGCAUCCUUGCUAACAUCCACAAGCUUAUUCCCUAUAGCAUCAUUAGACAGACUCUGCGCGUGGGCAACGCCGCCACCAUGAUCAACGGAAUGGUCAGACUUGUCCUUGCUAAGUUCAGUGUUGGCUCUCUCACCAACUGGGUAGGCCUUAGUAGGAAUGCAGACGAAGGCCAGAAUCUACUUCAGUCCAUCAUCUCCACCGUCCUUGCCUGGGACUCUUCCGAAUUGCAGAAGCAAGCCACCAAGAUCGAGAAGCUAAAAGAAAAAGAGAGGCCGAGCGAUGGACAUCUCGAGGCCAUCAAAUCGCACCUGCAGUUGACCAGAGAAGAGAGGGAGAAACGUAGGGUAAAAAGCAGGGAAACCCCAAGGUCCAUAACCGCCGUGAUUUUUGAAGAGAACAACCUCUCCACAGACCUACCAGAAUCGCAUCAGCACCUGGCGCAGGAGUACUUCAAGGCUCAAUUAUCAAUUCGCGACCGCGACCAACUUGUCCAGGUACUUUGUCGGCAACAACCUGAUCACCUCACUGAAGCUAUCCGGGAUCUUGUCAACGCUUAUGAUCCCAUCAUCCGAGGCGUGCACAAUGCAGUAGACUUGAGUGCAGGCCUGACAGACCUUGAGAAUUUCUUAAAUGACUUGAUCAAGAUCGCGAAGCUCCCUUCGCCGUCAAAGAGCAAAGACAGACCAAAGCAACAGCCGCUGCCGACGGUCGAAGAUUUCGUCAAGCUUUUGAAGAAGCAUCAAAGUUCAUGCCACCGCUUCCUACACCAGAUCGCAAAGAACGGCCCAGAGGUCACCGAGUGGUUCCGUGAGUACGCCUUGAAGUUCACAUCCGAAUUCCAGGGUGCGAGCGAUUCGCCUGGUGGUGCCGGCACCAUGAAUUCUACCCUCAACUCCCUGUUCGGUAAGCUCUCACCGGAAGAGCGCGGCGAGUCUCUCAAAGCCUUGGAAGCGCAUUCGAAAUACCUCACCCACCUCCACGAGUCUUCAGCGGCUCGCAUGAAGUCAAUUCUUUCCUGCUCAUCCAGGACGGAAUUCGGCCCGGGAAUGUACAUCGCAAAAUGGCUCGAGUUGGUGGGAUCGACUCCAAUUACACCAGCCACUACGAACGGCCCAUUACGGUUCGGAAAGAACAAGGAUGUCCAGGAAGCAGCUCAGAUCGAUGUCGACGGCGAGAGGAAAGGCGCAGCGUUGCAAAAAGAGUCAAAAUCUGACCAAGCGAUACCCGAAGCCCCUGAGGUGGAGAACAUUGUUAGACUUCUGGGGCCGGAAUACAGGAAGGUGCUUGCGGGAGGGAUUGCAUAG